This is a messenger RNA of Penicillium vulpinum, 696 nucleotides long. Its product is annotated as GNAT family N-acetyltransferase. Gene Ontology annotation, molecular function: acyltransferase activity, transferring groups other than amino-acyl groups. Lineage: Eukaryota; Fungi; Ascomycota; Eurotiomycetes; Eurotiales; Aspergillaceae. The record is from RefSeq and is a predicted model, not a curated record. The transcript has a single exon. The coding region runs from base 1 to 696 and encodes 231 amino acids.
AUGGCAUCAACCCAACACAUUGGGGAGCUUUCCAAGUCUAGCCGGCUCAUCUACCGAGCCCCAGAGAACACCGAAGAGGACAUUGCAUUUUUCCAGCAUCAAAUCCUCAACGAUGAUACAAUCAAAAUACUAAGCACUGGGCGUCUUCCACGCCCGUCUCCCAAAGGUUCAGCCGAGGAAUUCAUCAAAACAAUGCAAGACUCCAUCCUAGGAGUAGUUAUAUGUCUUCCUCAAAAUACCCCUGAAACAGAGACUCCACCUUCCACUGACACUCAAUCGCUGGAUCGCCCUGUUCAAAAUUCCAAGCCAGUCCCAAUUGGCCACUUGGGCAUUUUCAGCCUCACUGGACCGGGUUACGCUCAUCAUCGAAACGCGAUGAUAGGAGUUUCAUUUGCGGACGGCUUUCGUGGGAAAGGUUACGGCGGGGAAGCUAUCAACUGGGCGCUGGAUUGGGCAUUUCAGUAUGCUGGGUUGCACAGAGUCAUCAUCGGCGCAUUUUCGUACAACCCCAAUGCUUUGAAGCUUUAUAGGAAGCUUGGGUUCGUGGAUGAAGGUCGCGAACGUGAGGCUUUAUACUAUCGUCGCGCUUGGCACGAUAUUAUCAAUUUAUCCAUGCUGGAGCAUGAGUGGGAAGCUUUGAGAGGAAUAGCGCCAGCUCAGUCAGGUCGCGCCCUCCCUGAAGCAUCUGAUCAAUAA